AUGGCAGCACCUACACGAAGUCUACGACACCUGUCGUCUCUAAGAGCGACUAUCUCUCCAGCAGCAUCAGCCCUCACACCCCUCGGCUACCGCACCUACGCCACAACUGAUGCUUCCUCAGCCACCUCUAACAAUACAACGGGCGUUACCCGGCGGCGCAAAACAGUUUUCCAAGAUAAGCUAAACGCCGGCCCUUCGUUCUCGGACUUUGUAUCAGGGGGCAAUGAAGAUGCCAUUGUCGACCCCGCAGAAGCCUACGCCCUCAAAACAGCUCUUGUCGGCCCCGCCGGCCGCAAGAAGGAAAUGACUCGAUUGCCCUCAUGGCUCAAGACGCCAAUCCCAGACUCCAAGAACUACCAGCGUUUGAAAAAAGAUUUGCGCGGAUUGAAGCUCAAUACUGUCUGCGAAGAGGCUCGCUGUCCCAACAUCUCCGACUGCUGGGGUGGUAGCGACAAAUCCGCCGCCACCGCAACUAUCAUGCUCAUGGGCGACACCUGCACGCGCGGAUGCCGUUUCUGCAGUGUAAAGACAUCUCGCAACCCGGGUCCACUCGAUCCCCACGAGCCGGAGAAUACCGCGGAGGCUAUCUCCCGCUGGGGACUUGGAUAUGUAGUAAUGACUUCCGUGGAUCGGGAUGACCUCGCAGACGGAGGAGCACGACACUUUGCCGAGACGGUGAUUAAAAUCAAACAGAAAGCACCGAGUAUAUUGGUCGAGUGCUUGACGGGUGACUUCCGUGGCGACCUGGAGAUGGCGGCUUUGGUCGCGCGAUCCGGGCUGGACGUCUACGCGCACAACGUCGAGACAGUCGAGGCUCUGACGCCAUUUGUUCGUGACCGCCGCGCCACUUUCCAGCAGUCAAUCCGAGUCCUUGAGGCUGCUAAGGCUGCUGUGCCCGACCUUAUCACCAAGACAUCUCUCAUGCUCGGUCUGGGCGAAACAGAUGAGCAACUCUGGGAUGCCCUCCGCCAACUCCGUGCCGUCAACGUUGACGUCGUGACAUUUGGUCAGUACAUGCGUCCUACCAAGCGCCACAUGGCUGUUCACGAAUACGUGACUCCAGAUCGGUUCGAGGCGUGGCGUCAGCGCGCCCUUGAUAUGGGCUUCUUGUACUGUGCCUCGGGUCCUUUGGUGCGCAGCAGUUACAAGGCUGGAGAGGCGUUCAUCGAGAAUGUUUUGAAGAAGCGCCGUGCUGGUUCUGGAUCCGCCGAAAGCACAGUCGCACAGACUGUUACUUCGGCCGAGGCAACCCGCUAA
Penicillium taxi is the source of this 1257-nucleotide messenger RNA. RefSeq names its product lipoate synthase. Gene Ontology annotation, cellular component: mitochondrion. The record is from RefSeq and is a predicted model, not a curated record. The transcript has a single exon. Gene Ontology annotation, biological process: lipoate biosynthetic process. Lineage: Eukaryota; Fungi; Ascomycota; Eurotiomycetes; Eurotiales; Aspergillaceae. Bases 1 to 1257 code for a protein of 418 amino acids. Gene Ontology annotation, molecular function: 4 iron, 4 sulfur cluster binding; lipoate synthase activity.